This is a messenger RNA of Caenorhabditis elegans, 1595 nucleotides long. NCBI's taxonomy places the organism in Eukaryota, Metazoa, Nematoda, Chromadorea, Rhabditida, Rhabditidae. The record is from the annotation of a RefSeq genome assembly.
AUGACAUCUGUGAGGGCCCAAAUUCACCAACAGCUUUACAAGACUAAAACGAUUGCACCGGCUCUAACAAUCACAAAUGCGGUCACUGGAGGUUUUGAUGAACUCGGAGAGUUUGGUUUGGACGACGUUGAGAAUUUGAUGAUUUCCAAUUCGCGACUGACAACAUUCACCAAUUUUCCGUUUAUGCCGAAAUUAAAAACUCUGGAUGUAUCCUGCAACAACUUCCAUGGCGUGAUUGACAUGUCGAUUCUUGCACGCAAUGCUCCAAGACUUAAAGUACUCAUUUUGGAUGAUAAUCAGAUUCACAUUGGCUCGAUUUCCUCGCUGAAUGGCGUCCGAAAGCUCGCCAAUCUUUCAACUACAUUGACAGGGGAUGCAUCACCAGAGCAUUGUGAUCGAAAUGAGAAGAUUAUUGCAAGAGUGCUGCCAAAACUGAAGAUUCUUAAUGACGAGGUUGUAAAGCGAGACGAGAUCAUACCUGCAAGGCCGCCGUCGCCUGGAGCGCAAAAGCUCCACUCUCGAUUGAAACGAUCCAAGUGGCUCCACCGAAAGCCCACGAAGUUCGCGUUAAAAUCCUCUACACCUCAGUCUGCCACACGGACGCCUACACCCUCGACGGACACGAUCCGGAAGGUCUCUUCCCUGUCGUUUUGGGACAUGAAGGGUCUGGAAUUGUCGAGAGCGUCGGAAAAGGAGUCACAGGAUUUGCUCCAGGAGAUCACGUCGUUCCGCUCUACGUUCCUCAGUGCAAAGAAUGUGAAUAUUGCAAGAAUCCAAAGACCAAUAUGUGCCAGAAGAUCAGAGUCUCACAGGGAGAUGGAUUUAUGCCCGAUGGAACGUCGAGAUUCACUUGCAACGGAAAACAGUUGUUCCAUUUUAUGGGAUGUUCCACGUUCUCCGAGUACACUGUUGUGGCCGACAUCUCACUGUGCAAAGUGAAUCCACAAGCUCCACUGGAGAAGGUUUCGCUUCUUGGAUGUGGAAUUUCAACUGGAUACGGAGCCGUCUUGAACACGUGCAAAGUAGAAGAAGGGAGUACUGUAGCCGUAUGGGGACUCGGUGCAGUCGGAUUGGCCGUUAUCAUGGGCGCAAAGGCUGCCGGAGCCAAGAAAAUCGUCGGAAUCGACUUGAUUGAAUCGAAAUUCGAAAAGGCCAAGAUGUUCGGAGCCACCGAAUGCAUUAAUCCGAAGAGUGUGGAGCUUCCGGAAGGAAAGAGCUUCCAAUCGUGGCUCGUGGAGCAAUUCGACGGAGGGUUUGACUACACUUUUGAGUGUAUUGGAAAUGUGCACACAAUGCGUCAAGCCCUCGAAGCCGCUCACAAAGGAUGGGGAGUCUCGUGUAUCAUCGGAGUCGCCGGAGCCGGCCAAGAGAUCGCCACCCGCCCAUUCCAACUUGUCACCGGACGCACGUGGAAGGGAACCGCAUUCGGCGGAUGGAAAUCCGUGGAAAGUGUGCCGAGACUCGUCGACGACUACAUGAACAAGAAGCUGCUGAUCGAUGAAUUCAUUACUCAUCGCUGUAACAUUGACGAUAUCAAUGCGGCCUUCGACGUCCUUCGCAAGGGAGAGGGUCUGCGAUCACGGCUGACGUUUUAG